Molecule: messenger RNA, 1217 nt
Organism: Nomascus leucogenys (northern white-cheeked gibbon)
Lineage: Eukaryota; Metazoa; Chordata; Mammalia; Primates; Hylobatidae
Gene: PLCXD1
Product: phosphatidylinositol specific phospholipase C X domain containing 1
Exons: 6
Coding region: 139-1110 (323 amino acids)
Biological process (GO): lipid metabolic process
Molecular function (GO): phosphoric diester hydrolase activity
Source: RefSeq, a predicted model, not a curated record
CCGGCUAAGUUUUGUGUUUUUAGUAGAGAUGGGGUUUUGCCAAGUUGGCCAGGCUGGUCUCGAACUGCUGACCUGAAGUCACCAUAAAAAACGUCUUUUCCUCUUCUCCUUCCUCAGGUUGCCCAGGGCGCACCUCUGAUGGGCGGGCAGGUGAGCGCUUCCAACAGCUUCUCGAGGCUGCGCUGCAGAAAUGCCAACGAGGACUGGAUGUCGGCACUGUGUCCCCGGCUCUGGGAUGUGCCCCUCCACCACCUCUCCAUCCCAGGGAGCCACGACACGAUGACGUACUGUCUGAACAAGAAAUCCCCCAUUUCACACGAGGAGUCCCGGCUGCUGCAGCUGCUGAACAAGGCCUUCCCCUGCAUCACACGCCCCGUCGUGCUGAAAUGGUCCGUCACCCAGGCGCUGGACGUCACGGAGCAGCUGGACGCUGGGGUGCGGUACCUGGACCUGCGCGUCGCCCACAUGCUGGAGGGUUCGGAGAAAAACCUGCACUUCGUCCAUAUGGUGUACACAACGGCUCUGGUGGAGGACACGCUCACGGAAAUCUCGGAGUGGCUGGAGCGGCACCCACAGGAGGUGGUCAUUGUCGCCUGCAGAAACUUCGAGGGGCUGAGUGAGGACCUGCACGAGUACCUGGUCGCCUGUAUCAAGAACAUCUUCGGGGACAUGCUGUGUCCUCGUGGGGAGGUGCCGACGCUGCGGCAGUUGUGGUCCCGGGGCCAGCAGGUCAUCGUCUCCUAUGAGGACGAGAACUCCUUGGGCCGGCACCACGAACUGUGGCCAGGAAUCCCCUACUGGUGGGGAAACACGGUGAAGUCCGAGGCCCUCAUCCAAUACCUGGAGACCAUGAAGACCUGCGGCCGCCCAGGAGGGCUGUUCGUGGCCGGCAUCAACCUCACGGAGAACCUGCAGUACGUUCUGGCGCACCCGUCCGAGUCCCUGGAGAAGAUGACGCUGCCCAACCUUCCGCGGCUGAGCGCGUGGGUCCGAGAGCAGUGCCCGGGGCCGGGCUCACGGUGCACCAACAUCAUCGCGGGCGACUUCAUCGGCGCAGACGGCUUCGUCAGCGACGUCAUCGCGCUGAACCAGAAGCUGCUGUGGUGCUGACGGGACCUUCUGAAGUUCAGGACGCGGCGGCUGCGGUUUCACCCCCGACUUUCCAAGUAUUGUGACUUUGUUUGGGCCAAAUAUUGGUGAUCAUAGGACGGAUGAUA